Messenger RNA from Colletotrichum destructivum, 717 nucleotides. Its product is annotated as Putative mycotoxin biosynthesis protein UstYa. The coding region runs from base 1 to 717 and encodes 238 amino acids. Gene Ontology annotation, biological process: mycotoxin biosynthetic process. The transcript is spliced from 3 exons. The record is from RefSeq and is a predicted model, not a curated record. NCBI's taxonomy places the organism in Eukaryota, Fungi, Ascomycota, Sordariomycetes, Glomerellales, Glomerellaceae.
AUGGCGGAGGUUACGACAGAGGAAUCUCGGAUUCCGUUUCUGACCACAGGACGGGAAGAAAAGGAACGCCUUCUUGAAAUGUCGGCAGAUUCCUCCGAGCCCCCGCGUUCACGCAAGCGUCGAUCGGUUACUCCAAUAUGCAUUACAAUGAGCCUUCUCGUCCUGUCGAACUUUUGCUUCUGCGUCGCGUUGAUACUUACUGCACGAGCCAACUUGACUCCCGCUCCACCAUCGUGGAUGCCGCCUGAAAGAUAUACCAAACAAACUUUCCAAUUCCAAAAAGUUUUUGGCGAGGAGCCCAGCGAACGAUCGGAAGCAGCGUGGACCAGACUCAUACCGAUGGGCAAAGGUUGGAUUAAUGUUACAACGGAAGACGAACUGCCAUAUAUGCCUGGAUUGGAUAAAAGUAUACCCGAAAAGAAGGCGUUGCUGUCUGUCUUUCACCAACUCCAUUGUUUGUAUAUGACCCGAUCCGGUUUCUUUAAUGUUCGGGAUGGCCAUCUUGACAAGGUAAACACAACUCACCUUUCGCACUGCUGGGACUACUUGCGGCAGAGUGUUAUGUGCGCUGGUGACACAACUCUGGAAUGGAAGCCAGCAAAUGACAUCGGAAGCACUGGAUGGGGCUACCGGCAUACUUGUAAAGACUACACCUCCCUUUUCAUCUUUGCCGAGCAGCACAGAUCUACGGACAAGAAGGAGAUUCACUCAAAAUAG